UUUUAGCUUUUUUCUUCUAAAUUGCACUUAAUACAAAAUCAUUCUUUCAUAUUUUUUUAUUUUUUUUUGCUUACACUAUAAUAUACCAUAUUAUAUUAAAUUCAAUUCAAUUUAAUCCAACCCACUUUAAUCCAACUCACUUUAAUAAUUUUUAAUUUAAUUCAUACUAAUAACAAUACACAAAAUGCAAAUCCCAUUCAUACUAUUUAUAACUUUCCUACUUCAAUUUUCUACCACAUUGGGUAAAUUCAGCAAGAAAUCAAAUAAAAAUAUAGCAGCUUAUUGGGGUCAAAAUACAAUGGGUACCCAAACAAAUUUCACUGCAGAAGAAGAAAGAUUAUCAUUUUACUGUCAAUCGGAUUCUGUCGAUAUUAUUCUAUUAGCUUUCAUGAACAUGUUCCCAGGUAAUAACUCAAUUCCAAGAUUGGUCUUCUCAGCUGGUGAAUUCUCCUACACUUAUCAAGAAACAAUCAAUCAAUUAGAAACUGAUAUUAAAACUUGUCAAAAGAAUGAAAAAUUGGUCUUGUUAUCCUUGGGUGGUCAAAGUGCUGAUUAUGGGUUUUCAAGUGUUGCCGAAGCUGUUAAUUUUGCUUCCAUAUUAUGGGACAUGUUUGGUGAAGACUAUGAUGAUGAUCAAUUAAGACCAUUCGGCUCUGCUGUAGUCGACGGUUUUGAUUUUGAUAUCGAAAACAGUAAUGAUGUUGGAUACGUUGAACUAAUAGAAGAAUUGAGAGAGAUAAUUGAUGAAAAUGGUUCAAAGGAUUACUACAUCUCCGCUGCUCCCCAGUGUCCAUAUCCUGCUGAUGAUGUCGUUGAAAUCUUGAACAAUUCCUAUGUUGAUUUCCUAUUUAUUCAGUUUUACAAUAACGAAUAUAAUUGUGACGCAAAUACGGACCGAUUUAAUUGGAAUACAUGGGCAAGCUAUGCGAAGGAUAUCUCCAAAAAUGAAAACGUCAAAAUAUAUUUGGGGUUGCCAGGCUCAAAUGAAUCAGCAGUAUCUGGGUUUAUUGAUAAUUCAACAUUGUUAGAGAAUAGAAUCAACCAGGCUAAAAAGAAUAGUAGUUUUGGUGGUGUCAUGGUGUGGGAUGCAUCUACUAGUUUCAACACAACAAUUGACGACGAACUUUAUAUUGAUAUGAUUAAAUAUCUUUUAACUGGAGACGACAAAUACUUUGAGGAACAAAGUAGCUCAUAUAUUUGCACAGAGACUGAUCGUUGUUUUAAUCAAUACAAUCAUGUAACAAGUACAAGUGAAGAUAAUGGUAUGAAGCAAAUAAGUAUCUUAUAUGGCAUUUCUCCAAUAUUGUCGGGAAUAAUAACAUUCAUAAUGUUUUUAUAUUGAAUGGGAUAAUGAGAUAAAUAUACUUUCUUUCUUUGUUAACGUUUUUACUCUUCACCACUGCUCUUAUUGUUAUUAUUAUACUCAUUGCUAAUAGCUGUGGUUACUAUAUUUUUUGUUGUUCACGACUUUCUUUUUUUCUACAUAACUUUUUUUAAUUCAGGCAUUCAGGUUAGACUAGUUAG
This is a messenger RNA of Ascoidea rubescens DSM 1968, 1524 nucleotides long. RefSeq names its product glycoside hydrolase family 18 protein. Gene Ontology annotation, cellular component: extracellular region. Gene Ontology annotation, biological process: carbohydrate metabolic process. Gene Ontology annotation, molecular function: chitinase activity. The transcript has a single exon. Bases 185 to 1342 code for a protein of 385 amino acids. NCBI's taxonomy places the organism in Eukaryota, Fungi, Ascomycota, Saccharomycetes, Ascoideales, Ascoideaceae. The record is from RefSeq and is a predicted model, not a curated record.